UUGCCUGCACGUUCUGCUGCGUGCCUUGUCAUCACGUAGGACAGGUUUUGGUUUGCAAACACGAUACAUUCCUCUCUCCCAGUGCCAGAGCUCUACCGAGGAACAGAGGACAGGACGUGAGGGCAGCAGAGGGAGGGGCAAAUUAAAAGAAGAAUCACAACUAAACUUGGAUGGAUUUAAACAUGUAAUCCCGGACAUAGGUACUGUCGGCUUUAGGCUUUUUUGUUAUGUUCAUGUCACGCCUGGUGCGGGAGCCAGCGAGGUAAACGUCCGGGAUACAUACACACAUAGAAACACACGGGCUGAACGGGAUGCCCGCGUGACUGCAGGGAGGAAAGAGGCGGCGGAGGGCGAAGUGGGGGGGGAGUCUAGGUGAGUGUGUGGACCACCGCAAAACCCCCGAGGUGGAGUUGCCAAAGCUUGAAAAUCGAUGGAGGAUAUUUAUUUCCUGAUCAUGUCCAGGUAAUUAGUCUCGCUUUCCGAACGAACCGAUGUGAUCUUAUGGCUUUGAUCUCCACACCGUCUUUUCUGUAACGUGACAGGAUGAGGACCUAACAUAAGGUCUCGGGAAUGGGAGCGCACAUGUUCGGAUGUUGCUCCUCCUGACUGGACACACGGACUGAAAGGCUCAUGUCGUCUCUGCUGGGGGUGAAACAACGAGGGAUCAGCUGCUUUCUUUGGGAUGCUUUAAAAUUUGCGGCCUGCUCGGGUCUCCUGUUACCGCAAUGCCUCUGGCGAGAGGUGGAAGGCAUAAGAUGGAGAGGAGGGAGCAGCAAACAGCCAAAUGAGUAUAUGAUGUAUAGACUGCAAAAGAUUAGCCCCAUUUGUGAGAUUGUGUUUUAAUCGGAGAAUGACUGAGUAGCAGAAUGGUAUAGACUAUACUCUAUAGGCUGCAGUGGCCUGUGAACUGCAUGGGGGGAAAGAGACACUGUAUUGACUGAAACAAUCUUAGUAUCAUGGCUGAAACGUCAAAUGAGGUGAGUACGGUGGCUGUGAGUGUGUAGUGGCUGCUCAAUUCUCAACUUCCUGCUGACAAAGUUCUUGAACUCGCUGACUGGACUGUAGUGCGCACCAUGGGGCAUUGCGCAGAACCUAUGGCACCUGCCAGUGGAGAUCUUGGUGCAUAAUUGUGACAGAGUGGAGCUCUGAAGCCAGCAUUUAUGUCUCUCCUGUACUUCUACCCACACAACUGAACUUUGUUUUAUGAACCCAGAGUAAGCGUGAAACCUCUCCCAGCCUCCUCCACACACAGACAAGCCUAACAUGCCUUCACCGUCAGACUCCAGCAGCGUGGCUUCGGGGUCUCGAGGCUGGUCGGACAGCCGCAGGGGCAUGUCGGGCCGGGGGCCUGGUGGGGCACGGCUACUCCUGUACCUAGGGCUGUGCCACCUGGGCCUAGGGGCCAUGGUCCUGGCCUUCUCUUUCACCAGCAUGGCCUUCACCUCCUCAGCCCGCGUGAGGCAGUCCUGUCCAUUCUGGGCUGGCUUCUUUGUGGUGGCAUCAGGGAUAGUUGGAAUAAUCUCAUGGAGGAGACCGCUGACACUGGUGGUGUCACUGUUCAUGCUGCUGUCCGCAGUGUGUGUGAUCCUCAGUCUGGCCGGCUCGAUGCUCUCCUGUCAGAACGCACAGAUGGUCAAGUCUAUGCUCACCUGCCAGGUGGAGAAUGGUCUGUGUGUGUGUUGCGCGCCCACUCACUCCUGCUCCAUCACAGAGGAGGAGACCCUGGUCCUUUACCUGAAUGCGGACUGUCACUCAGUCAGACAUCAGCUGAAGGACCUUUUGUUCAGUGCAUGUGGUCUCAGCAUUCUCUCCACCAUCAUCUGUACUCUGUCCACUGUGACCUGCAGUAUCCACAUAUUCUCUCUGGACCUUGUGCACCUGCUGGCCCCACAUCGCUCUCGUUCAGUCAACCCAGAAUGCACCACUCCUCAAGACGCCUUCCUGACCAACAUCAUUGACUUUGAGGAGUUUGUCCCACCCAUCCCUCCGCCCCCCUACUAUCCUCCUGAGUACACCUGCAGCUCUGAAACAGAUGCUCAGAGCAUCACCUAUAAUGGCUCCAUGGAGAGUCCUGUUCCUCUCUAUCCCACUGACUGCCCCCCUCCUUAUGAAGCUGUGAUGGGACAAAGAGCUGCAAGCCAAGCAACAGUGUAUGACCCCCACGGCACUGAGCUGUCUGGAGAGAGAGGAACUUCUACUGCCUUCAGUGGAGAAGUGUCCAUGGACAGCGGAUCUCUGUUGAUGUCAGAGAUUGUGGACAUCCCUGAUGAUUCCUCCCCCUCUGAGGACUCCUGUCUGUUGGAGGUUGGGCUGAGGAACCAGGGGGAGAGGGGCAACAGGACCAUUGGUGAGGGGGGAGACGGAGGAGACGGUGGGGAGUACAUCAGCUUUCGUGGUCCCCCGUCUCAGACACCAGAGAGUCCUCUGGCAGGAGGGCCGAGAGCCAGGCGCUUCCUCAGAGGAGGGAGGUCCAACUCCUGCUCUUCACCCAGCACAGCGACUAACACAUACAGGUCUCCAGUAUUGCGUCACCAGGCCAUGCUAGCUAGUAGCUGUUCCCAGCUGGAAGCAAUAGGGGGUUCCACCUCUCAACAGCAAUCCUCCAUCACAGAGAUUCGAGUUCACCCCUCCACACCCUCACGCCAAGCAGCUGCCCCAACCUCCUCUGCUCCUCCCACUUCACCCUUCUCAGCUGCCUGCGAGCAGAGUGGUGGUCAGGGUAAUGGGCCAACUCUCCUGGGCCAACCGUUGUACCUUCGACGAAGGGCAGGGAAGAGUGAGAAGGAUGGAGAAGGUGUAAGAAGGGAUUGUGAAGGUCUCCUACGUCUUGUGAGGUCACAUAGCGAGCCAGGCCUCGGCUCCUCGACUGACACAGUUGACUUUGGCUCUGGAGGCAGCAAAACAUCAACAGACACAGGUCCAUCCUCUGAGGCAUGUCUGUUGCCCCGCACCUCUUUGCCUCCUGCUGCUGCUCUGCCAAGGAAAGGCAGCAUGAAAUCAGCAGCCACAGGGGUGCAGGUCCCCUCCAAACCUCCCCCCACCUCACCACUGCGUUUACCUAAAGACUGCCACCGUUCCCUAGGCGACCUUAAGGUGACUCGAGGUCUGGUGGCUCGCUUCCUGCAGCGCUCCAAACGCAACCUAUCACCCCCCUCCGAGCAUGCUGGGAGCACAGGGCAGGGGCCUAAGAGGAGGAGUGGAGCUGAGGGCGCUGCCACCAACUACCUGCCCUUGGAACAAGUGUUGCUGACCCCUUGGAACACCAGCCGAGGACACCCAAACCAUCACUCCCAUCACCCUCAUCGCCGUGGACACCACCAUUCCCAUAGUGACAGUCGACACAACAGGCACCACAGCAGUCGGGUGCCAGAGGGGAUCCACCUGCGCAGCUGUGGAGAUUUAAGCUCCUCCUCCUCUGUGUCACUACGUAGAUUAGUGACACCUCAUGCACCGCAUGGGUCGUCAGGAGCUCUCUACUCAGAGUCUGCAUUGUGAGGAGAAGAGGAGGGUGAAGGAGGGAUGGAGGAGGAAAAUAGGAGGGAUACGAGUUGAGAGGUUUGUAAGGAAGACAGGGAUGGGAGGAAAUAAGGCAGGUCGAAGAAAAGGAGAGUCUAAGGCAGUUUAGUGGAGAUAUCUAGUACUGAAAUUUUGAAAGUCUUCCCUCCUUUUCCUCUUUGUCACCUCCAUUUCCUGAAGCCAACUGUGCAAAUGGCCUUAUUCAGGGGUGCUCUUUAUCACUCUAGCAUCAGCCUAGAGAUCACACUAUUUCACUGUUCAACAUCAGUGAAACAGUCACUAGAUGCAUAUUUCCGGACAGUGUGGUCCCUGUUCUAAGAGAAUAAAUCCACAACUAGCCAAGACAACCAAGAAGAAGCAUAUUUUCUGCUGUAUUCUCCACUCCCUCUCUCAGUACUCAUCUGGAAACAUUUUCCUCAAGACUGGAGACAGAACUCAACUAGCAUUCAUGCUACAUUCAGUCUGUUACAUGAUUAUGGGUUGCACUAUGCUUCUGGCCCUUUUGUACAUUGCUAUUCAUCCACAGGAUCGCUCAGGUGAAGUGAUCAUGUAAACCCUUAUGUUGUCUUCCAUUGAUUUAAAAAAUGCAUCUCAAUAAACAUGUAGUUAGCUGAGUACAAUGUAAGAUAAACAGAUGAGGUUGCACGAGGACAAAUGCUCUCACAUGGAAAACCCUUUACUGAGUAGCUAAUUUUGUCUUUUUCUUUUUGCAGUUCAGAUUCCCACCUUCUCCACGGUUACCUCUACAUUGGCCUUCAAAAAAAAGGCAGCCAGCAUUUGUAACAUUGACAUUAAUGCACGCCACAGACACAUGCUCAGCCUAUGAAAUGUAUUCUCUGUGGGAGGCCCCUGGACACGGUGGUUUGAUUUGCAUAUGUGCAUGUUUUCAGCCUCCCAAAUACAGCAGGAACCUUGUGCAUUCGAUCCUGACCAUCUGUGUAACUAAGUAACAUGUCCUCAGAAUGUCUUUAUCUGCAUGUUUUGACAAUGCUUCUUACUUUUUUCCUCUUGCACCCAAGACCUGUGAUAGUAGCCAUUUAAAAUGUGUUUGUGUUAAUAAAUAGCCGGAGUGGAAGGUCAUUGUUGAAGAUGUGCAGCACUCCCAAAGUUUUCUGCCAGAUGGCUCCAAACAUGCCUCUGCAUCCUAAUUUGAUUUUGACAGGGUUUGAAAAUGUUUCACAGGCAUAUCUGUGACACUGGCUAAAGUAGCCUGAUCCUGAAGGAUAAAGCGGUGGAAACUGCACUGUGACUCUGAUGACAGGAAGACGCUCUUGCAAUAAAUGUACAGACAAAUUUGUUACGAAGUUGGGCAUCACACUAUGUGUUGGCACGAUUCUCUUUGGACUUGCAGGGCUUGUGGAUGGGUGGUUAAAUAAAAAAAAAAAGGCUUGGGCUGCUGACAGUCCAGAUACAGUGAACAUAUGAUGGGUCUGGCAGCUCUGGAUACUGGAUUUUGAAGUCUAUCAAUAUUUGUGUCAGAUAGAUUGGAGGUUUUUUUUCUUUGGAAAGUCUUUUUUGGUGUGCUCACUAAGUGAUGAUAUUGACUCCAUAUCAGUAAACACACAUUUUGGAUACACUCAUAUGUAUGUAACUAAUUUUAAAAAUUUACACGCAUACAUGCCUGCAGAGAUACAGGCACACCCAUACACUCCCUUAUUAAGGCACUGAGCUGUAUUUCUACCUCCUGUCUUGCAUAAAACAUUAUUUAUUUGAAGAAAUGUAUAUCUGUAUGGCAGGCUUAACAAGAUGGAGCCUUGAAACCUGAAUAAUACAUGUAUCUAAAUAUGACACCUAUUCCAGAUUUUAAAUGCAGUGUCAAUGGCAAAACUUUCAAUGCAAGUUAUGUAUUUCAAAAUAUGAAAUAAAUUAUAGACGUCAAAUAAAAAUA
Messenger RNA from Siniperca chuatsi (mandarin fish), 5404 nucleotides. RefSeq names its product family with sequence similarity 189 member B (gene entrep3). Bases 1264 to 3495 code for a protein of 743 amino acids. The record is from RefSeq and is a predicted model, not a curated record. Lineage: Eukaryota; Metazoa; Chordata; Actinopteri; Centrarchiformes; Sinipercidae. The transcript has 14 exons. Gene Ontology annotation, cellular component: membrane.